Messenger RNA from Pteronotus mesoamericanus, 3412 nucleotides. RefSeq names its product DDB1 and CUL4 associated factor 16 (gene DCAF16). NCBI's taxonomy places the organism in Eukaryota, Metazoa, Chordata, Mammalia, Chiroptera, Mormoopidae. The record is from RefSeq and is a predicted model, not a curated record. The coding region runs from base 1087 to 1737 and encodes 216 amino acids. Gene Ontology annotation, cellular component: Cul4-RING E3 ubiquitin ligase complex. The transcript has 2 exons.
AUAAGGGGUACUGGAGGGCAGAGCCGCGGCCUGGCUUCUGCCGGGAAGGGAGAUGUUGAGGGGUCCGCUGAGGGGGCCAUUCCGCGGCCUCGUGAUGGAGGCGGGCCGCGGUCUUUCUGAGCCUUGGGCCCUCGGCUGGAGGAAGGAGGCGACCGAGGGAAGCCCGCUGGGAACGGCUGCGAAGGGAGGCGCUGUUUAAUGUAGAGAACAGCUUAAUUGAGAUGUACCAGCUUUCGAGGCCUGGUUCACAAAGGUGCAUAACGACAGAGUACUCAGCAGAGAAGAGCAGGAGAACGGCGGAGCGUUCAGGGUGGUGGUGAAGAUAAAGGAAUUUGAGUGCCUUCGAGCAGAAACUAAGCCUUUAAACUUUUUUUAAUGGAAUUAUGUCAGAACAAAAUGAGCCAGCUAAAAGGAAUAGAAGAUUACAGGGCCGCGCAUACAUCUUCCUCCUUUAAAAUCACCUUCCCUCUCCAGGUUAAGGCUACCUUUCCAGAUAGUCCAACAGCUAAACCACCAAGUUUCCAAUGGCAUUUGAACCACCUAUGGAAAACAUCGGAUCCAUGUGCACCUGAUGUUCUCGACAACUCAUCCCACCAUCGCUCUACACAUAAUUUGCUGCACCAGUAGACUCUGAAGGCAACCACUGAGUUUCUUUUCUCUACCAAGUAGAUGUAAUAACCUAGCAACAAAACAGAGGACACAAGUGUCUCUUCACAGUGUCACGACCAGUUGAGACCAUGCUAAGAAAAUCAGCUUGCCUAGAUGAGGACCCUUUGUCUUCUCGGGUAGCCAGGAUUUAAAGGAGAGACUCUGACCUGUGCCACUGGUAAGUGACUAACACUUUUACAAACUGAACUGGUCCUGAGAACUGAGAUGUCUUCUUUGUAAGUGAAGAACAUACAACAGGAUCUGAAGAACUGCACAGUGGUGCAAGCCCAAGGCAUACUCUGUGUAACGGACUCAGAAACAGGCAAGUUAAUCUUGUUGAGAGGAUUUUUCAUCUUUUGUUUCUGUUUGCCUGUGUUAGUCAGUGUUUUGCUGGCUUAAAUUGUACCUUUUUCUGGUUCCUUCUCCUGUUGUAUCCUAAUGGGUCCCAGGAAUCCCUCUCCUGACCCCUUAUCAGAAUCAGAAAGUGAGGAAGAAGAAAAUGCUAACUACCUAAAUGAGAGUUCUGGGGAAGAGUGGGAUUCCUCUGAAGAGGAGGACCCUGUGGUGCCCAACCUAACACCUCUUGAGAGUCUUGCCUGGCAGGUUAAGUGCCUUUUAAAAUAUUCAACAACUUGGAAACCUUUAAAUCCUAAUUCCUGGUUAUAUCAUGCUAAACUCUUAGAUCCAAGCACACCGGUCCAUAUACUUCGUGAGAUAGGCCUAAGACUCUCCCAUUGCUCCCACUGUGUACCCAAACUGGAACCAAUUCCUGAAUGGCCACCUCUGGCUUCUUGUGGGGUCCCACCUUUUCAAAAGCCCCUGACAAGUCCCAGCCGGCUUUCUAGAGAUCAUGCCACUCUGAAUGGAGCACUGCAGUUUGCCACCAAACAGUUAAGCCGAACCUUGAGUAGAGCCACUCCCAUAACUGAAUACCUAAAACAGAUCCCUAAUUCAUGUGUUUCUGGUUGCUGCUGUGGCUGGUUAACUAAAACAGUUAAGGAAACAACCCGCACUGAACCCAUCAACACCACUUACUCUUACACUGACUUCCAAAAGGCAGUUAACAAACUCUUAACUGCAUCACUAUAAAGAUCCACCAUUUGUUCUGAUAUCUCUCGUGUUGCUAACUGAGAAAGCAGUACAAAGCUGAGAAAGGAAUCAACCCAGGGUUGAGAAAGGAAUGCCUCCUCAACCAAACUGCCCAGUCCUGACAAGCCGAGUAUACCAAGUACUGGAUGUGUAUCCAAGAGGCCCAUAACUCAGCUGCAGAGAAUGUGCAUCAUGAGCUUUCCCUUUGAUAGACCCUGUGGAUAAAAUGAGAACUAGUCUACAUGUGGCAUUUUUGAGGGGAGAAAGUGCAGUUUCAAACUUAGCCUACACUACUCCAGACCUGUUACAGUACCUGCAAUUUCAGCAUAAACAUUUUACAAGUUCCCAUCAGGCGCUCUCUAGCUAAAUGGACCUAUAAGAUUGUACCUGGGGAUUAAACAGACCCCUUCUCUAUAGGAGUAUAUUUCCUGCACCUUAGCACCCAGACUUUAAUCAAGAAGAAAUAAAACACAUUCCAAAAGACCAAAGGGAAAGGAUUAUUAAGAGAGCAUUUAUGUUUUCAAUACUAACUGCUAAUGGAUUGAAGUGUUUCAGUCUGUAUGUUACUUCAUGCACUUUCCCCAUCUAUUGCAAACUUUCCAAGAUUGCUUCUAACUUUAAAGAACCUUACUACAGAAAACCUCAGCCUAAUCCACUGAUUUGGAGUUUUUUAGUAUCACUGAUUUUUCUACAUAGAUUAGCUUUAGAUAUACCUGAACCAGUGUAUGUACUCUUGUAAAUGAGUCUUGCAGUGUUUAUUUAGUUGAGUCAAAAUGUAGAAGUCAACAUAAAAUGCAUGAGACCGUUAGAUCUUUUCACACACCUACAUUAAAGAAUAAAACCUGUGUAUGAUCCUGGUUAACUGGGCAUCUAAAGGAUUCAGAAAAUAGAUUGUUAAAGAUAUAUUAUAUACCCCCUUAGCUUUGCUUUUUCCUCUUCUCCGUAACUAAGUCUGUGUACAAUGUGGCAUCAAAAAUUGGAGCAUUAAUGGAAUCACAAAUUUUAAAAUGUGUAGCAACUUUAAGAAGAGAGAAUGUUUAUACCCUAAUGAGUGUUUCUGCUGAGCCUUAGUUGUCUUAAGGGAAGAACAAGGAGGGGAUUGUAGUAGGUAGAAAAAGUAUUUGUUAGUGGAAAAUUACUGAACUGAAAGGUAUUAUACUGUUAGUGUAACUGAAUGUAUCAGAAACUGUUCCUAUGUAGCUGUUUUCUGUGAAACUUUUUAAAAAUGUUACGCCUUUUUCUUUUAAGGGGGGAAUGGGAAAGAUAGGUCCAAAAAAUUAAAAUAUGUUGUUUAUGUAACCAUAGUAUGUUCCUUUUUCUGUGUAUAUGUGUGCAUGAGUGGGUGUGUGUAUGCAUUUAUGUGUAUUAAAAUGCCUUCCUCAUAAAUGCAUUUUUCCUCUUCACUCCUAAAGGAAGUCUUUCCCCAGCUUUGCGGCUGAAUAAACCAACAGACUUGUACAUGCUAAACAGAGUAUGGUCAUUUAUUCUCGGCAAAUGAAAUAGAUCUUGCCUUGCUUAAGGCAUUCAACAUCCCCAAAGUGCUGAAUAAAGUCAAUAGAUAUAGUACCUGUAUCUUCUGUAUCUAUACAGUGUCUCUGAUAAGUGGUGACUUGGCAACUCUAGAAAAGAAACAUACUUGAGGAAGAUAAUGAGAGAUGUUGUCAAGACCCAGAUU